AUGACAGAAACAGCUUCAGACCUCACCUGGCACCCUAUACCGCCCUCAUCCGCAACAUGCAAAGUGCAUCUCAUCCAAGCCGGCGGUAUCCAUAUCCCCUACGACCUCGUCAUGCUCCCGGGAUGCGACCAGCCUCAAGACCCCUCCGAGUCCAAACCAUCAGAUGGAAAGCGCAAAACAUUCCAUGCCCCAAACUAUGCCUUUCUCAUUGAGCACACGGCAACCGGAACACAAUACAUGUUCGACCUAGGUAUUCGACGCGAUCUUGAAAACCUGCCUCCUCUUAUCCGCGACAAUGUGCUGUCCAUUUUCAAAUGCGAGCCCAAGUCUCCCGGGGAAGUCCUCAGAGCACACGGCUCGCCUGAGCAGCAGCCCGAGAAGAUCAAGGCUGUGAUAUUUUCGCACAUGCAUUUUGACCACGUUGGCGACGGAGCAAAGGGCGGAUUCGAAAAUGCAGAGUUGUGGAUUGGACCGACAACGUGCACAUAUGCGCGUCCGGGUUAUCCGGUUGAUCCAAAGGCGCCUACGCUGAGCGACAUGCUGCCUGUGGAUGGAAGCAGGAAGAUUGUAGAGAGCUACAUACCUGAUGAAGUACUCCGCGAGGCUGCAGACGAGAGGGCAGGUCAAGUCGCGCAGGGUAUGAUUGAGGGCAAAUACGCAGCAGUUGGCUUGAAGAAGCCCGAAUGGAUACGCCUUGGUGCUUUUGAAAGGGCAUACGACGUUUUUGGUGACGGAUCAGCGUACCUGGUUGACGCACCAGGGCAUUCUGCAGGCCACCAGAUGAUGCUUGUACGAACGACUUCCGGGCCAACGGAGCAGGACAGCUCGUUUGUGCUGUUCGGGGGAGAUUGCUUCCACCACGUCGAUAUCCUCAAAGAACCGAAACGCACCGCCCGGCCUCCGUAUGCAAAGGCUGGCAUGCACAUCAACCCCGAGCAGGCCGUCGACACGAUGAUGCGCACGCGCGAAUUUGCGCGAAAAGCUUACGUAUGGGUGAUUGGGGCUCACGACGCAACUGUAGGCGAGGGCAUCGUUCCGGGCGCCAGAGAAAUAGAAGGUCUUGUCGAAAUGAACGCGUGGCAGCAGAAAGGCUGGAAGAAAGCCUGCCAGGCCCAAGCCCAUAUGUAG
Messenger RNA from Exserohilum turcica Et28A, 1128 nucleotides. RefSeq lists its product as uncharacterized. Bases 1 to 1128 code for a protein of 375 amino acids. The transcript has a single exon. The record is from RefSeq and is a predicted model, not a curated record. Lineage: Eukaryota; Fungi; Ascomycota; Dothideomycetes; Pleosporales; Pleosporaceae.